This is a messenger RNA of Osmia lignaria (orchard mason bee), 1861 nucleotides long. The record is from RefSeq and is a predicted model, not a curated record. NCBI's taxonomy places the organism in Eukaryota, Metazoa, Arthropoda, Insecta, Hymenoptera, Megachilidae.
UUUCAAAUAAUUUAUUUCUUAAAGUGCAUGAAGUAAAUAUACAUAUGUUCGUCAAAUAAUUACAACAAUAAUUGUUCAGUUUUGUGCUAGAAUCAAAGGUAGUAAAAAUUGGGUCAAAGAACUGAAACAAAGAAAAAUACCACUUAUAAUUAGGCGCAAUUUACUUUUAAAGUCUGCUCAUCUUUUUCGCUUGAAUCGGUGUGUGUACGUGCGUGCGAGCGUGUGUGUAUGUGUUGUGUGACCCCUUUUAGUCGCCUCUUACGACAGGCAGGGGAUACCGUGGCCGUAUUCUAAACCCCCCGAGCCACAGGGGGCUAUUUACCUGACAACUAUUACCAAGAUUAGGUUUCGCUAGAGGUUAUGCUUUUGAAGAUUGUAGUAAACAUUAUAACAUAUUGACAAUACAAUGGAUGAAAAAGUAACAAAGUCAUUGGCAAACGAAAGAUUGAAUUAUGAGAAUAAACUCAUAUUAGCACCUAUGGUGCGUAUUGGUACCCUUCCUAUGCGCCUUCUUGCACUUGAUUAUGGUGCUAAUAUUGUAUACACAGAAGAACUCAUAGACUGGAAACUGUUAAGAUCAUUUCGCCGUGAAAAUAAUGUUCUAGGAACAAUUGAUUAUGUAGACAAAACAGAUGGUACUAUAACUUUUAGAACAUGUCCUAGAGAGAGAGAUCAAAUAGUUUUACAAAUUGGUACUUGUGAUGCAGCAAGAGCACUGAAAGUUGCUAAAAUGAUUGAACAAGAUAUUGCUGGAAUUGAUUUAAAUAUGGGCUGCCCAAAAUUGUUUUCAUUGGUAGGAAAAAUGGGAGCUGCCCUUUUACAAGAACCAGAAACUGCAAUGAAUAUUCUAAAAACAUUGGUAGACAAUUUGAGUAUACCAGUAACUUGUAAAAUUCGUGUAUUGCCAGACCUAGACAAAACUUUGGAACUUUGUGAACUUUUGGCCUCAACUGGUAUAUCAGCAAUAGCAGUUCAUGGUCGUACUGUUAAUGAAAGGCCUCAACAUGCAAACCGUAAUGAAAUUUUAAGAGAAAUUUCCAAGAAGCUUUCAAUACCAGUUAUAGCAAAUGGAGGUUCAAAAGAAAUACAAAAGUAUUCUGAUAUUUUCAAGUUUAAAGAAGUUACAGGAUGUAGUAGCGUAAUGCUUGCACGUGCAGCUGAAUGGAAUUGUUCAAUAUUUAGCAAAGAUGGUUUACUUCCCAUGGAAGAUGUGAUAAAGUCGUAUUUAAAAUAUGCUGUGGAUUGUGAUAAUCCACCUUCAAAUACCAAGUAUUGCAUACAGAAUAUUCUUCGUGAGCAACAAGAAUCAGCACUAGGCAGAAAGUUCCUUAGUUCUCAAACUUUAGAGCAAAUAUGCGCUAUAUGGAAUUUAAGUGAUUAUUGUCGUUUAAAAAGAAAAGAAUUUGAUGAAAAAGGUUUAGAGGGAAGAUCUCAGGUUUCGCCUAUGAAGGAUGACGAUAAACAGAAUGAAGACCAAAUGUCAAAUAAGAGAAAAUUAUUAGAUGAAGAGGACGUAGUUUUAAUGCAUUGUGCAUUUUUAAGAAAUAGUUAUUCGACGGAUCUUGAUUUGCCAAAAACUAUAUUACACAAAUGGACACAAAGUAAGAGGAAGAAAAUGCCGCGUUACGAUACAUUACAAAGAGGAAAGCUCUUCCGUUCUAUUGUUACCGUCGAUGGGAGGAAAUUCGGAUCAUCUUUCUGGGAAAAAAAUAAAAAGUGGGCAGAACAAGGAGCGGCAUUGGUUUGCCUUGUUUCAUUAGGUCUAGUCAGUAACAAAAAUUUCGCCACAAAUGACAAUAUAUCUUCUUGAUAUCAAUAACCUAGAAACAGAACUGAUUAAUAAACGAAAUAUUUUUACGUC